Molecule: messenger RNA, 1002 nt
Organism: Heterostelium album PN500
Lineage: Eukaryota; Evosea; Eumycetozoa; Acytosteliales; Acytosteliaceae
Product: GATA-type transcription factor
Exons: 1
Coding region: 1-1002 (333 amino acids)
Biological process (GO): regulation of DNA-templated transcription
Molecular function (GO): sequence-specific DNA binding; zinc ion binding
Source: RefSeq, a predicted model, not a curated record
AUGAAACAAUCAUCACCUUCUUUAUCAUCGAGCAAUUGCUCAAUCGGUGCCACUUCUUGCACCGUUCCCACUUCAAUAAGCCCAAAUCUAAAUAGUUAUCAUCAUCAUAAUAAUUUAUGUAACUACCCAAUCUCUCCAAACUUAUUAUUUGUACAACCAUCACCGCCAUUACAACCACAAGUACCUACAUCUCCAAUGAUCCAACCAGUGUCACCUUUCAUGAAAGGAAGUUCAACAUCUCCAAAUAUUUUAUCCUCAAAUUCCUAUUUUUUCAAUUCACCUACAUUUGCGGCAUCAAUUCCAUCUAUACAAUUACCACCGAUUCAUCUGCCAAUCGAUAGAACAAAGAAUCUUGGUACCUCUCUUAAUCAACCAGUGGCCAUUGCACUCUCAAAAUCCACAAGUGUAAUUCAAUCUCAAAUUCCAAGGCAUAAGACACCGCUUCAAUUAUCCAAGUCCUCUCCUUCCAUAUCUCCAUCGAUAUCGCCUACAUUGAAAUCCGCACAGAUCAAACAGCAACAUCAUCAACAACAGCUAUUCGAUUUUUAUUAUCCAAUUAAAAAGGUUGCCAAGAAUCCAAUUGGGCGACCGAGAAGCAAGAGACCUGAAAGAUGUGCUAUUUGCAAAGCCACUGAGACACCGGAAUGGCGUAAGGGCGAAAAGGGUCAAGAUCUAUGCAAUGCGUGUGGGUUGAAGCUAAGAAAGGAGAGAGAAGCCAGAAAGAUGCUAAUCUUGAAUAAUAUUCUUAACAAAGAAGAACCAUCGGAAAACAACAUCCAACAAUUUCAAAACACCAAUUUUAUGGAUUCGAAGCAAUACUUUACAUCAGUUCAUCCCCAACAAGCACAACAACAACCACCUCAACAAACACAACUACAGCAACAACAACAACAAAGCCUACAACCAACAGUUCCUUGCAGACAAAGCGGUAAUAAAUGCAUUAGAACAUCAAAAGAUACCAACACAUCAAAUGUGUUACCAAAUAAGAAAUUAAAAAUGUAA